CAUUGUGCAGACGGGAGAUGAUUCAUACAAAUUUCUAUAUGGUGAUCAGGCUCGGCAUUCGGAUUUGAAACGAGCUAUGGCUAGCGCUGGAGAGAAUAAUCUAAAUGCUACUAAGUUACGUGAUACAGAUCUGGACAACCUUGAUGGGAAACAUACUGUUUCUGGAGAGCGGAACCUUCCUUAUGCUGAGAUAAAACCCCGUGUGCUCUGGGUUUGUAAUUUGAAUUCAGUAACUGAAGACGAAGACCUAUAUACAAUCUUCUCACGCUUUGGAACCGUGGCAUCUGCUGAAAUUAUUAGAGAUCGCGAGACUGGGGAUAGCCACUGUUAUGGUUUCAUUGAGUUUGAGGACAAUGAGGCCUGUGAGUUAGCAUAUUUUAAGAUGAUUAAUGCUGUAAUUGAUGAUCGAAGGAUACACGUUGGUUUCAGUCAGAGUGUCGCAAAGUCAUGGAACCAAUAUUGAACAAGACAGCAAGCAGCAUGAGAUGGUAAGGCUGAUAGAUAUUAGUUUAAAGAUUUUGAGUUACAGUUUUAGCUAUAACUAUAUGUUAAGCCUCUUUUUUCCAGAUUCAGUUAUGCUUACUUUGGCAUUAACAAACCUUUAACCCCACAAAGAUUAGUAAUGUUUUUAUUGCUU
This is a messenger RNA of Solanum verrucosum, 637 nucleotides long. RefSeq names its product peptidyl-prolyl cis-trans isomerase CYP59-like. The record is from RefSeq and is a predicted model, not a curated record. The transcript has a single exon. NCBI's taxonomy places the organism in Eukaryota, Viridiplantae, Streptophyta, Magnoliopsida, Solanales, Solanaceae. Gene Ontology annotation, cellular component: nucleus. Bases 77 to 463 code for a protein of 128 amino acids. Gene Ontology annotation, molecular function: RNA binding.